CCUUAAUCAAUGCACGUGAUUAGCAAAACAAAUCCUACCACCACCUAACUCCGUUGACACCUCCUCUUCCCCGGCUUCGCAACCGCAACUUUACUCAGUGAUGGCGGCUUUUGGUGCAGCCACUUCUCUUAAGAUGACGAUCGAGAGUAUGCUACAAUCGUCUCGGAUUUCGCUGGUUCCUCCCUCUCCACAAGUCUUACUAUCGGCGUAUGAGGCCAUGGUUAGCUUGCAGAAAGUUUUGUUAAAAUUGGAUGAGACGAGCUGCAGCAAGAUCAGGACGAAGGUGAAUGCUUUGGAUGAACGAAUCAAAGAGGCCGUAUGGGAAUUCGAAGAUUUACUCGAAUCUCAUUUCUAUGAUCAGAUUCUUCCACAAAUCGAAAGCUCAUCAGUAAGUGAGAGAGAUAACUUGCCUUUCUCUCUAGAUCUCCGAAGUCUGCAACAGAAUCUUGAUUGCUUAGUGGAGAGGGUGAUGGUUAUGAAGGCGGAGUACGAUGUUGAACUGCUGAAUAUGCCUGAAGAAGUAGGCGAACCUAUUUCCUCAAGAAUUGAUUUCAGUGGAAUUAAUUCAAACAUGGUUGGAUUAUCAACAGAAUUUAAACAAGUGUGUGAUUAUCUUCUUGAAGAAAUUACAGCUGAUGUUAGAUUUGUAGAUGACAGGGAUUGGCUAUUAGUUACAGGGAUGGCAGGGGUUGGAAAGACAGCUCUUGCUAAGAAAGCAUUUGAAGAUCCAUCCAUUCAGAGACAUUUCGACUUCCGAGCAUGGGUCAAAGUGGGUAGAAAAUGUGAAAUCAAUGAAAUAUUACGAUGCAUUCUAGCUCAAGUGGAUCCCAACAUUCACGACCAAAUGCUUACUCCAGGAGAUGAUAAUGAUGAUGAGGUGGAAUUAGACAAACUCUUGGAAGAGAGACUGAAGGAUAAGAAAUGUCUCAUUGUGUUGGAUGAUGUAUGGGAAUGGGACGCAGGUCUAUAUCAUUACUUUCCACAUGAGAAUGUCCGAAUCUUGGUUACAAGCAGGCUAGGAAUUGAAGAAUCAUCGCAUCAUGUCAUAGUAGGAUUGUUGACUUUCGAAGAAAGCAAGAAAUUACUUGGCGAGAAGGUGUUUGGCGAAGAAGGUUUUCCUCCUCAGCUUGACGAAUUGGGAGAGGAGAUUGCCUACAAAUGUGAAGGUCUUCCACUAAUGGUAGUCACAGUUGCAAAACUCCUAUCCAAAGAAGAUAAGACGCCAAAAUAUUGGACCGAGGUAGUUGUGAAAAAACACAAUUCAGUUUUCGUGGAUGCAUAUAAUCAAAUAUCAGAGGCCAUGAGUUCUACAUUGGUGCAUUUCUUCCUGUGGUCUAAUCUUGGUGAAGGAGGGCACAACAUCCUCGGAUUAAUCAAGAUCCUCCUUGGAGUCGGGGGAUCUUCCCGUGGGAGGCUAAUAAAUUUCAACAUUGUGCACCUCAAGAGUGUUCUUGUCAAGUUGGACGAGACGGGCUGCAGCAAGAUCAGGACGAAGGUGAAUGCUUUGGACGAACUGAUCAAACAGGUCGUAUGGGAAUUGAAGAUUUACUCGAAUCUCAUCUCUACGAUCAGAUUCUUCCACAAGUCAAGCUCGAGAGAUCACUUGCCUUUCUCUGUGGAUGUGCAGCUUAUGCAAAGAAGUGUUGAUUGCUUAAGUCAUAAGUUGUCGGCGUUGGAGAUAGCUUACAUUUAUGAACUGAAGAAUAUGCGUGAAGAAGAAGGCGAACCUCUUUCCUCAAGAAUUGAUUUUUGCGGAUCAGCUCUAGCAUGGUUGGAUUAUCUGAGGUGUUGGAAAGCACUCUUGCUAAGAAAGUAUUUGACGAUCCAUCUAUCCAGGCACAUUUCAAGCUUCGUGCAUGGUCGAGUGGGCAGAAAAUGUGAAUCUAAUGAAGAACUACGUUGUAUUCUAGCUCAACUGGAUCCCAACACUCGCGAUCACAUGCUUACCCAUGGGGAGGAUGAACAAAAAUUGGUUGGAAUCUUGGAAGAGAGUUUGAAGGAUAAGAAAUGUCUUAUUGUCUUGGAUGAUGUGUGGAAACAAGACACACAAUUAAUGGAUAACUUGUCACGAGAGAAUGUCAAGAUCUUGCUUACUGGUAGGCAAGUAACCACGAAAUCAAUAGUCAAAUGCGUACGCUUGUUGAAUGAAGAAGAAGGUAAGAAAUUGCUUGGUGAGAAGUUGUUUGGUGAAGAAGGUUUUCCCAGCCCCACCUUGAGAAAUUGGGAGAAAAGAUUGCCAAAAAUCGAAGGUCUUCCACUUAUGAUAGUCACGGUUCGAGCUCCUAUCCAAAAGAGACAUGACCCCAAAAUUCGGAUGAGGUAG
This is a messenger RNA of Salvia hispanica, 2323 nucleotides long. Its product is annotated as disease resistance protein RPP13-like. Lineage: Eukaryota; Viridiplantae; Streptophyta; Magnoliopsida; Lamiales; Lamiaceae. Gene Ontology annotation, molecular function: ADP binding. The record is from RefSeq and is a predicted model, not a curated record.